Pelmatolapia mariae (spotted tilapia) is the source of this 2034-nucleotide messenger RNA. It is a transcript of the gene nptx2b, whose product is annotated as neuronal pentraxin IIb. Lineage: Eukaryota; Metazoa; Chordata; Actinopteri; Cichliformes; Cichlidae. The transcript is spliced from 5 exons. The record is from RefSeq and is a predicted model, not a curated record. Bases 285 to 1601 code for a protein of 438 amino acids.
CACCACACUGUGCGCUCCGUUCGUGCCAGGAAUAGUUCCGUUAUCACAAGCCACAUUAACAGGCUUACACUCCCCUGAUCGGAUUUUCCACUCCUGAUUUUGCCGGUCGGACAUCAUGUCGCUACUUUGUAAAGAUAGUUAUACAUGACGCUUUUUGCGCAGACCCGUUUGGAGUACACUUUUACGCACUGAACUCAACAUCGGGCUCGCGUUGGAGUGCUGAGAAUUUAACUGUGAGGUUUUCACCUCUUUCUUGACCUCUCUGAGCGACACAAGCCGCCGGUAUGUUUUCACUCUUGUCCUGGAUGUUAUGUUUUUGUGCUCUGGGAUGUGGUCAGCUAACAAACAGGCAGGCGGACGAUGGAAAGCGCUACAUUUGCCGGGCAAUACCCCUCACGGGCGAUGCCAGUUGCCCUGUGACUUUGCUACCCGAGUUAAAUGCCGGGGGUCAAGAAGAAGAGCUCAGAAACACGGUCAUGCAGCUAAGGGAGACGAUUUUACAACAGAAAGAAACGAUUUCCAAACAGAUUGGCACCAUCAACGAGCUUACCACCAAGCUGUCUCUGUGCGCGUCAGCAACCACCGAUAGAAAGUACGACAAAGGGGGAACAUGGGGCAAAGACAAACAAAACACGAUGGGGGACGUUCCCGGGGAUCCAAAUGAAACUAUCGACAAUCUUGGAAAAACCAUGCAGGGGCUCAAGGACCGACUGGAAAACCUUGAGCAACAGCAAAUGAGGGCCAACAUAUCUGGAGCCUCGUUCCCCAGUGAGCUCCGUGACCUGCUGCAGCAACGUCUUGGAGAACUGGAGAAACAGCUCCUGAAAAAAGUCAGCACCUUGGAGGCGGAAAAGAGCAUGCUGUCCAAUGCCACAGCUGCCUACAGGCUGAAAACAGAGAGCACUCUAAACGCAUUGGUAGAGCGGAUCAAUGAGUUGGAGAAAGGCGGAGGAGACUUCAUAUCCCCAGAGCAGUUUAAGCUGUCCCUGCCCCAGCGUACCAACUACUUGUAUGGCCGUAUCACCAAGAGCUUGCCAGAGAUGUAUGCUUUCACUCUCUGCAUGUGGAUCAAGUCCAGCGCUGGCCCUGGCAUAGGCACGCCUUUUUCUUACGGUGUACCAGGGCAAGCAAAUGAGAUUGUGCUGAUUGAAUGGGGCAACAACCCAAUUGAGCUUCUCAUUAAUGACAAGGUUGCUCAGCUUCCCCUGGAGGUACGCGACGGCAGGUGGCACCACAUCUGCAUCUCUUGGACCACGCGAGAUGGUCAGUGGGAGGCUUACCAAGACGGGGAGAAGCUGGGAGCUGGUGACAACCUGGCGGCCUGGCACCCCAUCAAACCUGGAGGAGUGAUCAUCCUGGGGCAGGAGCAGGACGUGGUGGGCGGGCGCUUUGAUGCCGGACAGGCUUUCGUGGGCGAGCUGAGUCAGGUGAACAUUUGGGAUCGCGUUCUGAAGCCCGUCGAGAUCCAGUCUAUGGCCAACUGCACUUCGUACGUCCCUGGGAAUGUCGUCUCCUGGCUGGCGAGCAACGUCGAAGUUUUCGGGAGGGGAGCGUUCAAGCGGCCCUUGGAGAUAUGCCAGGAGAGGUUGCCCAACGCUUAAAAAAACCUCUCAGCCUGUCAUUUGAUUUGUUAAUGUUUCCAUCCAUUCAACUUUUUUUAUUUUAAGUAGUCUGUUCUUACUGUGAGGCAGCUUGUUCAUUUUAUUUUUUUAUAGAUGGAUGCUUUUCGUAGUCUGGUUUACAUUUACAGCUUUGGGAUUACUGAACCAAUUCUGAAAAAGGACAAAAAAAAGACCCCCUGAGAUUACAGCUGUGACAUUUUGACCAUUUGGUGUGAUCCAGCGUUCAGGGCCACACAUCUAAGUGUGUAUUGUUUCGGCCAGGCUGAUCACAAUCACCUCUGCUUGCUGUUUCCAGUGGCAAUUAGAGCGCUCCUUAGUGACAGCAGUUUCUUCAUCACGAUUAGGAUACUUGACUUCAACAGCCGCAGUAACAUAGUCCCCGCAGGUAUUGGUGCUAAGACGUAAAACGACC